This is a messenger RNA of Aspergillus calidoustus, 1338 nucleotides long. NCBI's taxonomy places the organism in Eukaryota, Fungi, Ascomycota, Eurotiomycetes, Eurotiales, Aspergillaceae. The record is from the annotation of a GenBank genome assembly.
AUGGCUGCUCAAGCUGAGGAGAAGCUACAAAAGCUUGACCUGAACGGUCAACACGGCGACUCGAAGGCGGCCGUAACCACGGGCGCCGAAGCGGAAGCCGGAGAGGCUGAGGACGAUUCAGACGAUGAUGCAGAUGAUGCUAACCCAGCUGCUGAUGGUGCUGCCAAUGGAGCCGCCAAAAAGAAGAAGAAGCGCAAGUCCAAGAAGAAGAAGAAGGGGGGCGCCAAGGUCCAGAGCUCUCCUCCUCGAGUCCCGGUGUCGAGCCUGUUCCCGAACAACCAGUAUCCUGAAGGCCAGAUUGAAGAGUACAAGAACGAAAACUCAUACCGCACAACCAACGAAGAAAAGCGCUACCUUGACCGCAUGAACAAUGACUUCCUGCAGGAGUACCGUCAGGGCGCUGAGGUGCACCGUCAGGUCCGUCAGUAUGCGCAGAAGAACAUCAAGCCCGGCCAGACUCUGACGGAGAUUGCGGAGGGUAUCGAGGAUUCCGUCCGUGCGUUGACCGGCCACCAGGGUCUUGAGGAAGGUGAUAACAUCAAGGGUGGCAUGGGUUUCCCUUGCGGUCUGAGCAUUAAUCACUGCGCGGCCCACUACACCCCGAAUGCCGGCAACAAGAUGGUCCUGCAGCAGGGUGAUGUGAUGAAGGUCGAUUUCGGUGCCCACAUUAAUGGUCGUAUCGUUGACAGUGCGUUUACUAUGUCUUUUGACCCGGUUUACGAUCCUCUGCUUGAGGCUGUCAAGGAUGCGACCAACACCGGUAUUCGCGAGGCGGGAAUUGAUGUCCGCAUGAGCGAUAUUGGUGCUGCCAUCCAAGAGACUAUGGAGAGUUAUGAAGUUGAGAUCAACGGAACCACUUACCCCGUGAAGGCUAUCCGCAACCUCAACGGUCAUAACAUUGACCAGCAUGUUAUCCAUGGUGGCAAGAGUGUCCCCAUCGUGAAGGGUGGGGACCAGACCAAGAUGGAGGAGGGUGAAGUAUUCGCCAUUGAAACCUUUGGUAGUACUGGAAAGGGUUACGUGAGAGAUGAUAUGGAAACCUCUCAUUAUGCUCUGAUCCCCAAUGCACCCCAGGUCCCCCUGCGGCUGUCUUCCGCAAAGAACCUACUGAACGUGAUCAACAAGAACUUUGGCACUCUCCCGUGGUGUCGCCGUUACCUUGAUCGACUCGGCCAGGAUAAAUACCUCCUAGGCUUGAACAAUCUGGUUCAGUCUGGAAUUGUCCAGGAUUACCCGCCUCUCUGUGACAUCAAGGGCUCAUACACAGCCCAGUAUGAACAUACAAUUGUGCUCCGACCUACCGUAAAGGAGGUGAUUAGUCGUGGAGACGACUACUGA